AUGGGUACAACACCAAGUAGAUAUGAUGACUUAUCUAAAAAUAUUUAUUUGGAGAGGUUUUGUGGGAAAAAAAGUAUUCUUCCAAAUGAUCCAUUUUGGGAUACUUUUCUAUCUUACAAUGUACGACCACCUGUUACAAGAAAUGACCAAAUAGAAUUAGAUUCUCGAUUGGACUCUUCAUGUCAACAAUUACUUGCUAAUAAUUUAACCACUGGCAAUUUUGGUAGUUUAAUACAAGUUGCUCUUAUGUAUGCAAGUCAUUUACUUGAACCAAUGCAAAAUAAAAAAAUGACAUCAGCAUGGCACACAUAUAAUGCAUUGUUUGCAGUGAGAUGUAUAUUAAAAUAUUUAAUUGAAACAGUUGGGGAAGAAGAAAUGAUAAAACACAUAGAAGCACCACAGGUACCAGUGUCAACACAAUCAAAUUCAUCCUAUAGACUAGAAGAUUUGUUCGAAGCAUUAGUUGAUGUUAUAACUGAUGUACCAAUAUGCAAUCAAUUUAGAUACGUUGUUCAUUUAGAAGCAAUCAAUUGCUUACUUGUACUACUUUCUGUGCAACUAUUUUCACAAACUGCAGCUGAAUACAGUUGCAUUUACAGAAUUGCAAUGCAUUCACAGUCUAGUGAACAUGCACCAGCAAUGGUCUGUACCUUAUUGCACAAUUUUGUGCAGCAAGAACAUGCUCCUCCAGGUUUACUUGCACAGCAACCAGGAGGAAGUAUUGUUUUCAGCAUAGCUGCUGGAUUAUGGAAUGUAAUUACAAUGGGCAUGGGUAGUAGUUUAAAAAAUGUACAAGUUACAAGUAAUGGUACUUCUGAAGAGGAAGAACGAAAACGUGAUACAGAAACACCUCUUGCUAGUCAAUCAUUAUUACUGCUAUUGGUUUUAACAAAUCAUUGUACUGCAAUUCAAAAUCCUUAUAGAAAUGCACUUUUUACAUUUGUUGAUAUGCAAGAGGAGUAUUCUACAAUGCAAACUAAAAAUGCAUUUAGGUUUAACUUGAAUAAAUUGUACAAUACUAUAUGUAAAAUACCAAACACAGAUGAAGUUACAUUAUUAUUAUAUAUGUUGCUACAUAGAAACUCAAGUGUAAAACAAGAUAUUAUGAGAAGACCAGACAUACAACUAUUGGUAACACCAAUACUUCAAAUUCUGUAUCAUGCUCCAAACAAUACAUCACAUCAUAUUUAUAUGUCUCUUAUUAUUCUUUUAAUUUUAAGUGAAGACGAAACAUUUAACAAAAGGAUACAUGAAAUAAUGCUUAAAGGCGUAAAUUGGUAUACAGAAAGGUCAAUAAGUGAAAUAUCAUUAGGAGGUCUUUUAAUUCUUGUUGUUAUAAGAACCAUACAAUAUAAUAUGUUUAAAAUGAGGGAUAAAUAUCUUCAUACAAAUUGUUUAGCAGCUCUAGCAAAUAUGUCAGCACAGUUCACAUCUUUACAUCCUUAUGUUAGUCAAAGGUUACUAAGUUUGUUCGAAACUCUUGCAAAAAAACAUGCUAGACUAGAAACGAAAAUACGCACACAAUCUUCUGUUUCUUCUGACAGUACAACUGUUACAGUUAAUGGAACAACAACAAAUACAGAUUUAAUUCAAGAUUUAACAAUACUUGAAGAAGUUUUGCGAAUGGUAUUAGAAAUUAUAAACAGUUGUUUAACUCACAGACUUGCGCAUAACCCAAAUUUAAUAUACACCCUUUUAUAUAAAAAAGAUAUUUUUCAACCAUUUAGAACACAUUCAGCAUUUCAAGAUAUUGUGCAAAAUAUAGAUUCUGUCAUAAAUUUCUUUUCUUAUAAAUUGGAGCAAAAGGAUCAAUCACAACUUGGUGUCAGUCAAGUUUUAACUACAAUUCAGCAAGGUACUAGCGAAUGGCCACAUGACCGUUUAAGGAAAUUUCCAGAACUAAAAUUCAAAUAUGUAGAAGAGGAACAGCCAGAGGAGUUCUUCAUUCCUUAUGUAUGGAGCGUUGUAUGUCAAAGUGCACUUUUACAUUGGAGCGCAGAAAAUAUAAAAUUAUUUUCACCUAAUAGCGGCGAACAAACAACGAUUAUCGUUUGCUGAUACCGAGAUCAGGGUUGCUGUUUUCAGUAAAUAUAUGGAAUAAAAACCAAGUAAAAAAUAUUGAAAA
Molecule: messenger RNA, 2125 nt
Organism: Habropoda laboriosa
Lineage: Eukaryota; Metazoa; Arthropoda; Insecta; Hymenoptera; Apidae
Product: dymeclin
Exons: 11
Coding region: 1-2058 (685 amino acids)
Biological process (GO): Golgi organization
Cellular component (GO): Golgi apparatus
Source: RefSeq, a predicted model, not a curated record